UUUACUCGACAUAUUCGUCGACGUCAUGAUGGUGAACCGGAUCCUAUGGAUGGCGGUUGUCGCCCUCAUUGGAUGACAUUGUUGAGAUCAUGUUUUCCGAAUUACGGCGACGCUGGAAAACUUCGCAAAAUUCGCCACCAGAAAUCGCCACUGGAUGGCUCCAAAACAAGGAAUUCACAGGUGGAAGUUGCGAUGAAAAGCAGCAUACCACAGAGCAGAGCAGUAGCACCAGUUGCUCUUCAGCUGCUUGUUGAAAUGUCUACAGUGUCCAUUAGUCUGUCCAUAAAAUUCCGUUUUCUGUAUUUAUAA
This is a messenger RNA of Strongylus vulgaris, 309 nucleotides long. Lineage: Eukaryota; Metazoa; Nematoda; Chromadorea; Rhabditida; Strongylidae. The record is from the annotation of a GenBank genome assembly.